Messenger RNA from Chaetomium fimeti, 1203 nucleotides. RefSeq lists its product as uncharacterized. The record is from RefSeq and is a predicted model, not a curated record. Bases 83 to 901 code for a protein of 272 amino acids. Lineage: Eukaryota; Fungi; Ascomycota; Sordariomycetes; Sordariales; Chaetomiaceae. Gene Ontology annotation, cellular component: nucleus. Gene Ontology annotation, molecular function: RNA polymerase II transcription regulatory region sequence-specific DNA binding; DNA-binding transcription factor activity, RNA polymerase II-specific. Gene Ontology annotation, biological process: regulation of transcription by RNA polymerase II. The transcript has 3 exons.
CUUGACUCCUCUCCCGUUCCGUGACCUCCAUCAUACCUACCGUGCCUAUCUCAUCUCCCAAAUUGCAUCAUUCACCAUCAUAAUGUACGUCUGCGAUGAUUGCAUCAAAUCCUUUUCCGCAUGGUGGUCUCGCGAGCAACAUUGCACCGCGACGGGCCAUCGCCCGCCCAAGUACGAAUGCGACACCUGCGACGCGUACUUUGGCUCUGAACAAGCACGUUGGCAACACAUGAACGCCAAGUGCCAUUUUUCGAGCUCCAGUGACGGCGGCUCAUCGUCCUGGGAGAAGUGCCGGUUGUGCAACGAUGCCUUUUACACCGACAAGGAAUGUAACGACCACAUGGUCAACGAGCACUUGUAUUGCCGUGACUGCGACCGGACAUUCAUGAAUCACAACAACCUCAGGCAGCACCUGAACUCCAGCACCCACCGGGGCAGCACCAUCCCCUGCCCCUUCUGCGCCGCGACCUACACCACCGCCACCGGCAUGACCCACCACCUCGAGAGCGGAGCCUGCCCGCGCGCCCCGAGCCUGAACCGCAACGAGCUGUACGAGCUGGUGCGCGCCCGCGACCCCCGCGGCAUCAUCUCGCGUCACUCGGUGCACCCGGAGACGGUCACCUACACGGCCACGGCCGCGGCGUACAACGGCUACGGCUACGAGUGUUUCUUCUGCCAGCGCGAGUUCGGCACCCUCCACGGCCUCAACCAACACCUCAACUCGCCGGCCCACCAGGAGGUGCUGUACCACUGUCCCAACACCCGCUGCGGCAGCGAGUUCAAGGCGCUGGCUGCUGUCAUCAACCACCUGGAGAGCGAGUCGUGCGGGGCCAUGCGGUUUGAGACGGUGCAGCGGCAGAUUGGUGAUAUCGUCAGCGGCAACCGUUUGCUGCAGUUUUAGGGGCAGGGAUGGGGGUUAUCAAUGACUUUGUUGGGGUGUGUUUUGAUCGGCUGUUCAGGCGUUACUGAUGGGAUAUUAAGUUGUCUGGCGUGAUAAUAUUAAGUACCUUACCUACUAGGUACAUGUAACCAGCGUACAUGGCCUGUUGAGUGGGCGUGGGCGAGGAUUUGGGUUUGGGGUACUGUGUACUUGAUGAGUGCGGCGAUUGACGGGGGAAAACGCGUGUUCUUUAUCAGAUGCUAGCCAUCAAAUAUCAGCUACUUCACAUUCGUGGUCGUCCAAUGAAUGGCACUAGAUAAUAU